Messenger RNA from Dichomitus squalens LYAD-421 SS1, 898 nucleotides. RefSeq names its product histone-fold-containing protein. Bases 77 to 829 code for a protein of 250 amino acids. Gene Ontology annotation, cellular component: CHRAC; epsilon DNA polymerase complex. The record is from RefSeq and is a predicted model, not a curated record. Gene Ontology annotation, molecular function: protein heterodimerization activity; chromatin DNA binding. Gene Ontology annotation, biological process: DNA damage response; leading strand elongation; heterochromatin formation. The transcript has 5 exons. Lineage: Eukaryota; Fungi; Basidiomycota; Agaricomycetes; Polyporales; Polyporaceae.
CCACCUGCCACCUCCUGCCACCUCCUGCCACCUCGACGUGCGCGCCCUCGGAUAGCUGUAACAUCUCUCCUUCGUCAUGCCUAGAGCAAAGGAGUCAACAGCGGGAGCGUCAACAGCCCAAGCCCAACAGGAUGCCGUCUCGGAAGGCAUAGACAACUUCGAGCUGCCCCGGAGUCUCAUCAUGAAGCUCGCGCGCGCGUCGCAGGUACCGGAAACCACGAAGUUCUCCAAAGAUUCAAUGCUGUCCAUUCUGAAGUGUUCCACCGUGUGGGUGAACUACCUUGCUGCGACAGCACACGAAGUCGCGAGCUCAAAACAGCACAAGAGCAUCUCCGCCACCGAUGUCGUCAAAGCGCUCGAACUCGUCGAGUUCCCCGACAUCGCUAAGGUCGUCCAAGCAGAGCUGCCCACGUACCGUGAGACACAAAGGGCAGACAAGCGAAAAGGCGGCGCCAAGGCAAAAGCAAAGGACACGUCCGAGUCCGCGUCCGCCGCAUCAAAACCUAGAGGCAAGGGCAAGGCAGCGGCCGCGUCCGAGCCCCAGCAACCUAUUCCCCCGAUCCAUAUCCGCCCUUCCUCCUCCGCGUCUGCCGCGCACACAGCUGCCGAUCCGUCGUCAGAGGUCGCAGAAGACGUCGAUGAGGACCAGGAAAUGCAGGAUCCGGAUCAAGAUCAGGAGGAGGAGGCGGUAGAGGAUGUCGACGAGGAGAUGGAUGACGAGGAGUUAGGGGAUGAGGAGGAGCCUGAAGAUACGAUGGCACUGGAGGACGAGGAGCUACGGCGAGAUGCGAAGGGGCUUGACGCCCAACAUGCGUUAGAGGAGGAUUGACCGGUUUGUCUCUGUCUUCGAUUCAUCGUACACCAUGUAGCAACGACAUUACCGCAAUACGGCCCUUCC